Molecule: messenger RNA, 2292 nt
Organism: Lactuca virosa
Lineage: Eukaryota; Viridiplantae; Streptophyta; Magnoliopsida; Asterales; Asteraceae
Source: the annotation of a GenBank genome assembly
AUGGCGGGAACUGAGAAUGGGCCUAUUCUGCAAUUUGCACCCUUUCAGAGUUCUGUGGAUGCCGGUUUUUGGCAUGAAUUAUCUUCGUUGAAACUCAACAAAUUAAAAACUGAUGAAUCUCCAAUCCCAAUAACCGGUUAUUACACACCUUGCUCCAAUUCUCAAGUAUCAAGCCAUCUAACUCUGCUUACUGAAUCCUUGCCAACUGACCCAACUGAUGAACAACAAGCCAAAACAAGUCAUGGGAACAGAAACAAAUGCUCUGUGCCUGGCAUUCUUUACAACACAAACACAUUAGAAGGGUAUUACGCUCUGGAUAAACAAGCUCUGUUAAAGGCUGAAGCAAAGAAGAUUUGGGAUGAUAUUCAAUCUGGAAAAGCAGAGGAGGACAGUUCUGUCCUUUCAAGGUUCCUUCUUAUAUCAUUUGCAGACCUCAAGAAAUUUAACUUCUAUUACUGGUUUGCUUUUCCUGGUAUCGUUCUUGACCCUCCAGCAACUUUGGUUGAUUUGAAGCCAGCAUCAAAAUGGUUCACCCCAAAAGAGGCUGAAUCUGUGUCUGCAUCCUGUAAUGAGUGGCGUAUGUCAAGUUUAACAGCAGGUGUGCCAUUCUUUUUGGUCUCCAUUUCUUCAAAUUCACAAGCUGCUAUUAGACCUUUGAAGGACUUUGAAACUUGUCAACGUGAAGGGCAUAAGAUGCUCUUUGGUUUCUAUGAUCCUAGUCAUCUUCCAAACAACCCUGGAUGGCCUCUUCGCAACUUUCUUGUCUUCAUUUCUGCAAAAUGGAACCUGAAAAAGAUUCAGUUUUUAUGCUAUCGUGAGAACCAUGGGUUUGCUGAUUUGGGUUUAUCCCUUGUUGGUGAAGCUCUGAUCCAACCUUCACAAGCAUGGCAAGAUCAAGAUCAUGUGCCUAAUGCAGUUGGAUGGGAACUGAAUAAAGGGAAAAGAUCAUCUAGAUGCAUUAACCUAUCUACUUCCAUGGACCCCACUAGGAUGGCUAUAUCGGCUGCAGAUCUGAAUCUAAAACUGAUGAUGUGGCGAGCACUGCCAUCUUUGAACUUGACCAUGUUGUCUACUACCAAGUGCCUUCUGUUGGGAGCCGGGACCCUUGGAUGCCAGGUGGCCCGCAUGCUUAUGGCAUGGGGUGUGCGAAAAAUAACAUUGGUGGAUAGUGGUAAAGUCGCCAUGUCAAAUCCAUUAAGACAAUCCCUAUACACCUUGGAAGAUUGUCUCAAUGGUGGUGAUUUCAAAGCCUUGGCAGCAGUUAAAAGUCUGAAACGAAUUUUUCCAGCUGUGGAAGCAGAGGGUGUAGUGAUGGCAAUACCUAUGCCAGGGCAUCCAGUUGCUAGACAAGAAGAGGAAAAAGUGGUUGAUGACUGCAAACGUCUUUCUGAUUUAAUCGAGUCUCAUGAUGCUGUUUUUUUGUUGACUGAUACACGCGAAAGUAGGUGGCUUCCAACUCUUUUAUGUGCCAAUGCUAAUAAGGUUACAAUUACGGGUGCAUUGGGGUUUGAUAGUUUCUUGGUAAUGCGCCAUGGUGCGGGCCCACUACUCAGCAGAAAUACACCAUCAAAAGCUGAGACUGUUGUUGGCUCUUCUUUAUCUGCUGGUGUUGAAGAAAUGUCACUGGGACAGAAAGAUAGCAAGCCGAGACUCGGUUGUUACUUUUGUAAUGACGUUGUUGCCCCUGUGGAUUCAACAGCUAACCGCACUUUGGACCAACAAUGCACGGUUACACGUCCUGGACUUGCCCCUAUUGCAUCCGCCCUUGCGGUUGAACUUUUGGUUGGGAUUUUGCAUCAUCCUCAUGGGAUAUCAGCAAAAGCCGAAUUUGGAAACUCUUUGGAUAGUGUAAACAGCGAACAAGCUCUUGGGAUAUUACCACAUCAAAUCCGUGGGACCCUCUCGCAGUUUUCUCAAAUGAUACUUGUGGGCCAUUCCUCAAAUAGCUGCACUGCUUGUUGCCCGAUUGUGGUUUCGGAGUAUAGGAAAAGGGGACUGGAAUUUGUUCUAGAAGCUAUUAAUCAUCCUACUUAUUUGGAGGAUUUAACGGGACUAACGGAGCUCAUGAAAUCAGCAAACUCUUUUGAACUUGACUGGGAUAACGAGACUGAUGAUGAUGAUUGUGUUGAAAUCUGACACUGUUUUUAUGGCACGUGGCUAACUCUUUGUGAUGAAAUACGUUGACAAUUGUACAAAAACUGGAAAUUUAACCAACUUCUUUAUGGAUGGAUUACUUUGUGGAAAUAACAGUUAGACCCUUCUGUUAUUGGAUAAAUACGAUUGUGUCUGGUU